AUGCGCCUUUCGAUACUCAUCCUCAGCUGUUCGUUCAUACUAGUCAGCUCAUGUCCGCAGUCAGUGAUGAAUUUGUGCAAGUGCGAGGACUUGCACAACGGCGUAUCACUCGACUGUUCACAUUCGAAUGGAGCCGAAGCUGUACAGCUACUACGAGACAAUCAAGCACUACUUGGUCUUAUACAAAGCCUAACUAUGCAUUACGCUAAUUUACGUUCUAUUCCACCUAGAUUUCUAGCUGGUCUUUAUAUUAAACGACUAGAUCUCUCCUACAAUCAGAUGGUAGAAGUUCAUCCAGAAGCAUUCUCUGGAAUGAGUCCUGUUGUGCAAGAACUAAUUCUUACUCACAACAACUUAACGAAGAUACCAGUCAAUGCUAUGGCAACUCUCAGCACAAUUCUUCGCGUGGAUCUUUCAAAUAACUCAAUAGCUAACAUCUCAGAUCGCGACACAAUCCCCUCUCUACCGAAGUUAUACGACAUAAAUCUUGGUACGAAUAAGAUCUACUCUAUUCAUUCCGCAGCAUUUCGAAAUGUCAGGGAUUCUAUCCAAAUAAUAAACCUUGGACAUAACUGCCUUAACUCAGUCCCUUCGUCAUCAAUACGAGGACUUAAACAACUACAAGCUUUACAUAUGCAGAAGAACAACAUAACAGCCUUGGAAGCUCUCAAUUUUCUCAACCUUCCCGUGUUGAAUCUACUUAAUCUGGCUGGCAAUAAGAUCUCGGACGUCAACAGACAGGCGUUCUUGAAUGUACCACAACUUAAGUACCUGUACUUGACAAAUAAUAGGAUCUCAAAGCUUACUCCUCAUCAGUUCGUUUCAUUUGAUCAAAUCGAAAUGAUCGAUCUGACAGGAAACGAAAUUACUGAUAUACCCAGCGAAUGUAUGUCACAGUUGCCUCAGCUCAGACAAUUAUUCCUUGGUGGGAAUAGGAUCAAAACGAUUGGCAGAAAUGCUUUUGCCAACAGUUCUAUUGUUAUUCUAAGUCUGGUCAACAAUCAGCUAAAAGAAAUUACUGAGGGAAUGCUGGAUGGAAUGCCAAAUUUACAAAGUGUCGUCUUCAAAAAUAACAAGAUCAGCUCCAUACACCACAAUGCAUUUUACGACGCACCAUCUAUGGUGAUGAUUGACUUAAGUGAUAACGAAUUAUUCGACCUGCUUCCGUCAACAUUCCUCGCUCAGCUCAAUCUGCAAAUGAUCGACUUACGUAACAACAAAAUCAUCCGAACACCGUAUGCAGCGUUUAAUCGCCGAAUUGGUACAGUAUUUCUACAAGAAAACCCUCUGGUAUGCACGGAAAAGAUUCAUAUGCUCCAGGAUGGAGUCGCAGUAUUUAUUGCAACCAGUGAGGAUUUGAUUUGUGGUGGAAAGACAACGACAACAUCAACAACAGCAGCACCUUUCAUGAUGCACAAAUUGUCACCACGUCGGCCGAGUGCAAAUGAAAUACGGAAACCUUCGGGAGCAUUCCAGCAUGCUGGCUUAAUCCAAGAACAAGAAGAUGAAGAAGAACCAGUUCCUAUCCGUCCAAUUUCUUCAAAUGAAUCCCCAACCCAGUUCAAACCGAAGGAAAUUCACAGGAGUGGUGGACUUCAUCAAUCGGAUAUUUCGCGUAUUACGCUUCCUAAGGAACUUGACCACGAUUUUAAGGAAAAACUAGGAAGUACUGAAAUUGAAGAGCUUGCUACAACUGAGAAUAAUGAAUCUGAUUUGAAACAGGCUACAGCGGAACAGAACACAUCGGUAGAGGCAACUACAUUAGGUCGAAGGGUGUACACAGAUAUUGCGGACAACCCCAACCUUAUCCAUCCCUUCCCAGUGCCGUUUCUUAAAAAACCGGUCACUGUUCAUAAGGCUGCACGAGUAAACCCAUCAACACAAACUAAUGUUCCAUCGACUGAAGUGCAUACUUUGCCACCAUCAAUAGUGAUAGCAGCUAGAAGGCCGAGUUCCACGGAAACCGAACAAAAUGUUGUUGACGAUGGUGAACGUUUCGAACAAUUCGCUUUACGUUCUCACACUACUGUUCAAAGCAAGCAGGAUGUUUCGGAAGCGCCACUUCCAACAAGUACUCGGCUCGCUUCUCCAACUUUUAUAAUCGUUGUGUGCUUGACUGUGGUUGCAGUUGUGAUGGUUUCUGUCGUAGUUGGACUGUGUACAGUACGCUACAGACAAAUAGGACGAUUCACUUCUACAUAUUCCGAAAGUAGCGCGGCACGCACAAAUGCGUAUGUCUCAGCUCAAGCGGCUCAAAUGAAUGUCAUUUAUGGUACAAUGGAACGCGAUCGCAAUAUGUGCCUGUCAAGGCCAGACGAUGUUCAACCUUGGCUCUAUAAUCCUGGACAUAAUUACUGUAAUUAUUACAAAUGA
Messenger RNA from Necator americanus (New World hookworm), 2373 nucleotides. RefSeq lists its product as uncharacterized. NCBI's taxonomy places the organism in Eukaryota, Metazoa, Nematoda, Chromadorea, Rhabditida, Ancylostomatidae. The coding region runs from base 1 to 2373 and encodes 790 amino acids. The record is from RefSeq and is a predicted model, not a curated record. Gene Ontology annotation, molecular function: protein binding. The transcript has 15 exons.